Messenger RNA from Phytophthora nicotianae INRA-310, 1277 nucleotides. RefSeq lists its product as hypothetical. The record is from RefSeq and is a predicted model, not a curated record. The transcript has a single exon. Lineage: Eukaryota; Oomycota; Peronosporomycetes; Peronosporales; Peronosporaceae. The coding region runs from base 208 to 1149 and encodes 313 amino acids.
CUCAGCCACUCCACACGCAUUCCUUUUGCCGUUACCGGUACUGUUUUAUUCGCACAACAUUUCCGGACAAAGCGUAGACCUUCACGGGAUCCCGCUCGGACAUUCACUCAUCUUGUCCACUUCAAGCCUGAUUGGGAGGUGACGUUGGCCUCGAGCUUUUGAGACCUCGACUAAACAAAGACAGUUCAAGCUGAGAAGGAUCCGACCAUGGCUAACGGUCUCCUGUGCUUCCGGUCGUUAUGGGGCUCACCAACCGCUUUAAAGCUCGCGAGCGACAGCACUGCGGGGUCCACGGGGUCGUAUGCGCAGCAGUUGCUCGCGCAUAUUCGCCGUCAAGGGUUUGACGGGAUUGAGGCGAGUCUCGGAGACUUAAAAGCUCUCGGUGGUACAGGUGUAGUGCUGCCAUUGCUCGCUGAGCACGAACUGGAGUUGAUCGUCGGCGUCUACUCCGGAUGGGUGGACUAUGAGCCUCAGAACCUGCAUCAGCAGUUUGAGAGCGUUGAGAGCCACGUCAAACGCUUUCGAGAGCAGCUAGAGACGGUCUCUAGCUUCACUCAACGUCCGGUGCACGUCAAUGCUCACUCGGGUAGCGAUCACUGGCGUCCGAGUGAACAGAGGGAGUUCUUGAGUCGCGUGAAUGAGAUCGAGAGAGAACUUGGAUGCGACGACAUUCUGGCGCACGAGACGCACCGAGGACGCAUGUUCUACUCGCCGUGGCCGACGCUGGCGUUGUUGGAAGAGUUCCCGAGCUUGAAGCUCACGCUGGACUUCAGUCACUGGUGUGUGGUGACGGAACGACUGCUGGAUGCACCGGAGGAUAAUGAAUGGCUGAUCAACAAGGUUUUGCCUCGUGUUCGCCAUGUUCACGGACGUGUGGGGACUGAGCAAGCGGCACAAUUACCGUAUCCUCUCGAUGACGAGCUUUCACGCAAUGAAAUCGAGCGAUUUCAAAAGCUUUGGAACGCGAUCUGGAUUCGCCAGAAGAAAGAGGAGAGUGGGAAACGCCCCACGUUCACGCCGGAGUACGGACCGAUCCCGUACGCUCCGCGCCACCAUGAGGACCAGCAAUUCGAGGCGUACAACAUCGAUGAACUUUGCGCACAGCAGGCCGCAGCUCAGAAACAGAAGUUCGAUCACGUGCAGGGCUAAGAGUAAGGAGUGAGAACUGAUACAGCACAUGUAGCUCACAUUUCGCUGCAAGAGGAGCGCUGUAGCCUCUUUACAUGUUAAAGUAUCCAACUGCAGCUUAAUGCACAUUGACUUUGAUUGGCUCGACA